AUGAUUCAUGUGUUUUCAUUUUCAGAAUUUUCAAUAAACUCGACAAUAUUACAGAGAAAUCAGUAUUAUCUCCGACAUCUUCACCGUUUUCUUGCUAGCGCUCCUGAGGUUGGGGAGGAUUCUUCCUGGUUUCUUUGCUACAAUGCCACCUCACAUGGUUGGGGAGCCAAGACCUUCCAUGAUAGAUGCGACGGUAAAAAAAAUACUGUGACUAUCAUACAGAAAGACCAAUAUGUCUUUGGAGGAUACACUGACAUUCCUUGGGGUAAGAUUUGAUAUUAAGUACCUUCAAAAGGGCUUUAGUGCCACGGGUGUUUCACCGACACCUUAAAAUACUCCUACAGGUGUUCCUCGUCACUGCAUUAUGAUUCCAGCAAUAGUACUCGGAUUGUAGUUUACAGCAGGGUAAUGGUUUGAUAGAAAGCGAGAAAUACGAUUUCCUAAAUAGUGAAUUAUUUGCCAGAGAAACACGCCUCGAUACGCCGUUUAUACUAUACUUAAGCUCUCUACGUUUCACUCGUUCAAAUGAGUUAAAUUCUGACAACAUUCAGGAUUUGUUCGCGGAAAGGAGCUAUAUUAUUUAUAAAACGGCGCCCCGUAUAAACGCCCGGCGUAAUUCAAAGUAAAAAGAUAGAUUCUGCAUUCGAGCCAAGUGGCCCACUAACAUGAAGCGGUCGGUAUUAUUGCUUCCUUCCUUUUGGAUAAAAUGAUAUUCCAUCGCAAGGUUACGUGAUGUGAUACGGAAAAGAAAUACUAUCUCCAUCAUAAAGAAAAGCCCAUUGGCCUUUGGAAAAUACAAUGACAUUCCUUGGGGUAAGAUUUUAUAUUGACUUUUAUGUAUCUUUAGUAGAUAAAAGAUUCAAGGGCUUUGGGAGGAGGGACUGAAAAUCAGCCUGACAUAGAGUGAUGUUACGUAGCGCCUCCUGCCGACUUACAUUUGCAUGUUCUCUCUUUAUACCGUACUGUAACGUUUUUCGACGGCUGUGUCUGGAGCACUACCUCAAAACUCUAACGCAGUGAGGCAAAGCCAACCAUUUCAGAACAGUCGGAUUGAGCACAGUGAUUAUUAUUGUUAGCGAGACAGCUUUUUGAAAGAAAAACUAAUAUGUUGCCCCCUCCCUUGGGCUAUGAACUCACAGUCCUUUACCUCAACGACUCCUUGCGAAGUGAGCGGCCGUAAGGCGACACGCGGAGCGUGAUAAUAUUCCUUUUAGUGGAAGCGGCAUUUUGGCCGAUGCGCGAGACAAGGAGAGAAGCAACCUCGUUCCCAGGGUUCACUCCUAUUCGUCCCUACUGAGCGAGAGAGAUAGGGACGGUUAGGAGAGAACCCUGGAAACGAGGUUGGGGGAGGAGUAAAAAAGCGCCUGUUACCAGUCCAUUGUUCUGGCUUUUCCCACGUUCACUGCAUGGACGUCGCGCUCCAAUUGGUUAAUUGAUGACGCGCGUUGUUCUGGCGAGAUUCUGGCAUGUUUGUCUGGAACAAAAUGGCCGUCACGCACUUCAUGUUCUUUUGACGAUGCUGUUAGAAAAAGUUCUUAGUUUAUUUCCAAAACUGUUCCAGAAAUAAAGGAAAAAAAAAAGUUAAAAUUCAUUGUUCAAGAAGAAAGAUGUUGUUGAAUAUCUUUCAUCUGGGUUUGAAAAAGGCCUGAUUUACUAACAUUUUUGAAAUUAGGCGUUAACAGGCCAAGCACUACUCAUAAGCUCGUGAUAAUGUGAAACGUAGACUUGGAAUUUGUUUGAAUUACAGGUUCUCCCUCUUUUCUUUCUCGCCGCUGUGUUUGGACAUAAACUGAACUUUGACUGAGCAAACCUUACUUUUGCCGUACUGAGUCUUACAUUAUUGAGGUGAUUCAUUUCCUCGUAGCUGUUAUUUUCUGUGGUUUAUGCUGCUGUCGGUGUUUGUGUUAGCCAAAAAAGGUAACCAGUUUCGAGUAGUGGAUCGACUUUUCAUUGGCCCUUUUAACAUCACCGCCGUCAGUCAAUAUUAAUUUGUGGCGGUAGUUUGGAGGAAGAGCCAGAAAAAUGGACUCUUUACAGGUGCUUUAUUUUUUCUUCUCCCCUCGUCUCGCCUUUCGCGCAAAAAGCCGCGUUUGCAUCGCCUGGCUCAUAAAGCGCCUAUUAUGCAGGCUAGCGAGGAAUGUGAGUGUACAGCGAGGCAGAAACGCGACUUAGCUUUAUAUGCAACUCGACGCCACAAUCGAUGACGUCACUGCGACUGCCAACCAGUGACGUCAUCGAUUGUGGCGUCGAGUUGCAUCAAGCUGUCCAAGCAACACCACUACAAGUGGGUGCAAAGGCCAAUAUAUUCGUUCAUCCUUUGUGAAAAAAUGUUUACUGAUGGUUAUUUCUCCUGGGUGACGAAAUGUUUACUGCUGGUAAAUAAUACUGUACAACGCUGUAAAGAGACUUAUAUUCUUCAAAUGUGAUGAAUUGAGUUAAAGUACGGCUUUUACCUUCAAAACCCCGCUUAUUUUCCUCGAAUAUAUCUAUGAAUUCUUGAUAAAUACAGUUCUACUAGCUUCUGACAGCGUCUAUUGACAGAAUUUUACGACGAAAAGUUUUAAGACGGAACCCAUCAGGAAAUUGAGUAAUUUUAAUUUUCAGUGGACAAAAACCUUGUACCAGAAUAAUUUUCUUUUUUACAUGUUUCACGGGCUACAGAUGUAAUUAGUUAUCUGUAAUAAAACCAAAGACUAUUUCUCCUGGGAGCUCAAGAAAAGAAACGUCAAAUUUCACAACAAUUCUGAAAACAUAGGUAAAAUUUUGAAAAUUUUAUAUGUAAGACGCCAUUUUUUAAAAUUUGACUUUUAGUUUCUCGGGCUCUCAUAAGAAAUUUUCUUUGGUGUUAUUACAGAUAACUGAUUACAUCUAUAGCCCUUGAAAAAUGUAAAAAAAAGAAGCAAUAUUGUUUAGAAUACUCUGGUACGAGGUUUUUGUCCACUGAAAAUUGGAAUUACUCAAUUUCCUGGUCGAUUCCGUCUUAAGGUGAUUCCUUAGUAAAAGAACCUAACAUAGCUUGUAGAUAAAACUUGGUACACUGAUGUAAAAAGUCAAGAAGAUGAUUAAAAAGUAACAAAAAGUGGGGGACACCGUGCUUGUUUUGACGUCACAAAGCUAACAAAUACUGCUGUUUAGGACCCUUUGACAAAAACCGCGCGCAUCCCAAAACUAGACAAAAAGGGGAGAUUUUUUCGAUGAUGCAUGUGGUAUCGCACAGAAUUUGAAUUAAAUGUAUUGUUUAUCCACUUAUGUACCAGAAAAAUGCCUUUUUCCCCCCUUGUUUUUACUUUACGCUCCAAAGUAGACUUAAUUUUAACACGCGCUUUUGGACCCAUUAUAGCUCAAUCCGCACAAUUUAGUAAAACUGCCAAAAAACUGAACAUAGAUUCUUGCCAAUUUUUUCUCAUUGAAAGGAAGCACUGCUCUUAUCAAAAUCAUGAAAUAAAAUAUGGGGGUCACCGUACUCCUUUUUGCGGCAGAGCUGCAAAAAGUGCGCACCACAUGUAAUUUCUCCAAUUUUUGAGAGAGGACUGGGGCGAGUUUCAAAAUGGCAUGUAUGUGGAAGUUCAGGGUGGAAAAACGUUCUGCGCAAGCUUCUGCGCAUCCCUUAUCGCAGGCUCAAGGCGGGUUUUUCUGUGUGUUGACUGUGUUCGACUGUUUGUUUGUUUGUCACUGAGAGAGUUCUGACUAAGACUGAAUUAAAUGUACAAGGCGUGAACGUUUGCUUCUCGAAAAGCCUUUUUACUUUUGUGUGGUUUUUGUUCUUCGUCCCUUGAAAAUUACUUGGACUCGGAACAACCAAUGUUAAGGAAAAAAACCGAUCAUCCCGUCAGUCUCUGAGGUGGAAUAAGGAGUUUUGAACAUUUCCAAAGAGGCGAGUAUUUUUCUGAUUGUUCAUUCGAUUUAAUUGUGAGUUGAUUUCGCCUUGUUUCGCCAGGCUGAAUUUAAACCCGCUUUUUUUUUAUUAGUAAAUACUUUUUCGCAUGCACAGAACCAGCUUUAUCCUUCUCUUCAUUGAAAGAACCAUUUUGUGCGCCGUAAAACUUUCUCGGAAAUAGAAGGUCAGUAAACUUACUCGAGAAGAAAAGACUACUUCGAUCAUUUUUCUGUUGCUCAAGUACUAGUAGUCAGAGUUUCCUUCACUUUUAAUAACAUAGUUUUGUUUUCCAGUGCACUGUUAAAAUAACAAAUAACUUUCUGUACGCAAGUGUUCCUUUUCACUCGCUGUGAAGUAGAGAAUGAGAACUACUGGCAGUGACUUCAAAACAAUUCACUCCGUCCGUAACAAUUGCUGGAGCUGGAUUUGUCUGAGGCGAGCAAAACAAAUACCCUUAUGUGCAGUUUUCAGAAUUUUCUAAGGAUUGGCUGAGUUUAAUUUGCUUGAAUGAAGACCCUCACAAGGACCAGUUAUUCACUGAGUUAUUAAAGCGAGGAAAAUAGCCACAUGGUGAAUCAUGGUUUAGCUGCGAAGCUCCCUUCAACUGAUCUUUUGCAUUUAAGAUCUUUAGGUAGGUUGUUUUCGUACAAAAAAAUUCAAUUCUUCAUUGUCAGCAAGGAGUUUUUGCAAUAAUGUAAUUUAACUUUGUUUGAAGGAAAUCCUACUUACGCGUAGGUUUUUGACAGACAUUAUGCAUGUUCAACUUGACAACACAAAGCAUAAUUCAUAUUUAUCUCUUAGUACGCGAAACGAUCAAGUUUAAAGAUAAACUAUAGUUGCUUUGGAACCGAUUUUGGGGAAGUUUUUACUAGAUAAAGAUUGACUCUUUUUCUGCCCACACAUCGACGCCAAAACUUAACAUAGAGGAUUUUGUUUACAUUUCAGUGAUCUGCAAAGCUACAAGUGUCCGAUCGAGCGUGGGUUUAAAAUACCAACUUGAAUGCGACAAAGUUCAGCGACUUCAAACACAUUGUGGGCAUGCGUUAUUUUUUGGGGGGAAAUCACUUUACAAGGAUAUUUUGCUUUUGUGUCCACAGUGGAGCUCUUGACGUUACAUAUCCAGGAACUUCCUUACAUGAACACAUUUUGUGAAUAGCUUGCAACUUUUGAAGACAAAUUGCUUGUUCUUUCCUGGUUAAGAGUGGAAACGUAUUAUUAUUAGGCAAAAAAAAAUUGAAAUCUCGCCAUUUUUUUAAACCCGGCCAGGGGAUCUGGGCAAAAAAGUUCACGCAUGCUCAUUACGUUUUUCCACCCUAAAAUGUGGAAGGGGGAAGAAAUCAUUAAAAAAACCGUUUUUUACAGAAUUUACAUCGAGAUAUCACAGUUAGGACGCAAUGUGAUAAAGAUGGCGCUUAAAUGAAAAUCAAAGUGAGUUAGCUGGAGUUUAAACUUCUAUUAUCGAGGUUCUCCGUGAGGAAGUCGAACUGAGCAACACGCGUACUGCUUACGUUAUGCACAUUUCCAACACUUAGAGUCUCAUUUUGGCAAGAAACAACCGCUAGCAAAAAUUCUUGUUGCGUUUCUCUUUAGUUACCUUCAUUUUAAUAAUGUUACUUUAGAUGCACUUUUUCACGGCAGCCAUCUUGUUUUGCGCAGUAAGAGAUGCGCAAUGCAAAACCAGUGAAUCACCUUAAAUAUUAUAAUUUCACCCCGUUUUGUGGUUACUUUGUUUUGUGUGUGUGUUUUUUUAACCAUAUUGUUUUUACCUAUUGGCAGGUUUCAAUUUCUUUGUAUUGUUUUCGCGAGGUGUUGCGAUAAAUGAUUUCUAGUAGUAACAAUAAUCAGAUUGACAAAUAAAAAUGACUUCAUCGCACAAAUAGCCUAUUUUGCUGUCUUCUGAAAGGAAAAUAUACAUGGUAACAAAAAUGUUAAUCAAAAAAAUCAAAAACAUGAAGUGAAUUCAAUUAUUUGAAAUUCCUAUUAUAUGUUUUUUAUGUUUUGUUUUGUUAGAAUCCAGUGGUAACUAUGCCGAAACCCCCAACGCGUUUAUCUUUUCUCUCAACAAUUUUGGAGGGCUGGCACCGUUUGUGAGCAAGGUGAAGCCACAAUAUACAGAACUCGCAAUUCAGAGGCAUUCAUUUUAUGGUCCAAAGUUUGGUCAGGACCUCAUCAUUUAUCUUGGUGCCGGGAAUAUUCAUCUCUCAAAAGCUGGCUUGGGCAUGGCCUACGCUGAUCCACCUGCAAAGCAGGACCCGCUCACGGUCCUGGCCGGGACUAAGUACUUCUCACCUAAUGAGGUGGAGGUAUUUUAUCUUGACCCAUCCCGCUAA
Molecule: messenger RNA, 6207 nt
Organism: Porites evermanni
Lineage: Eukaryota; Metazoa; Cnidaria; Anthozoa; Scleractinia; Poritidae
Source: the annotation of a GenBank genome assembly